CCCUCCCGUCACGAGUCUUUUUCCCAAGUUAAUGACGUAAAUUGAUGUCCAGUGACAGUGAUUGAUGUCAAACGAUGGUGAAUGAUCUUUCAUGACAAUAAAGGAUUCUUAAGAAUGAUGUUGAAUGAUGGGAAAUGACUGGGAAUGAUGUCUGACGAUUGGGAAUGGUUUGUAAAUGAUGGAGGAUGAUGUCUAAGGACGGUCAAUGAUAUAUAAUGAAGUGACAGCGUAUGAUGUCGAGUAAUGAUGUCCAGUGACGGAAAUUGAUGUUCAAUGGCGGCGAAUCAUGUCCAGUGACGGCGGAUGACGUCUAACGUCGGCAAUUGAUACCCUAAGUUGGUAAAAUGCGUUUGAUGUCAGUGAAUAUUGUGUUUAAUGACGACAAAAUAUACUUAGUGACGAGAAUUGACGGAUAAGUGUGCUUGAUAAAGGGGUGAAUGUUUCAACUUUUUCUGAAUGGUUUCAAAUGAUGGAAAAUGAUCAGUUAUGACGGGGAGUGAUGGGUAAUAACUGCAUUAUUUUUCAUUUACAGACCUUCGUGAUGCUGACAUAUGCUGAGAUGCCGGCCCAAUUCUAGCCGAGGCAUAGCGGUCAAGUGACAUGUUUAGACCAAUCGUGCACGAGCACAGGUUUUCGAUGAAUUGCAACCCAUCACUGGGCAAUAAGAGCGAAGAUUUGUAGGUGGAGUCCACGCUAACACUGUGGACAUGGUAACCUCGGGUAGCAUAGGAAAUAGAGCGAUCUCCUACUUUAGAUUUGCACUUUUUAGGAUGCUUCAGCUUGGCCUUCUUUUUUUUUGAUUUCCUGCACCUAGGACAAUCAAUGGACAGGAAGUUGAGACUGGCGCGAGCGGAAGCGGUAAACCGGAACAAUCCCUUGCGCGCUUCCAGAUGUUGUCUUUGAGAGCCGUAAAGCAAUAUGGCGGCUAAUGCAAUGGAAACCGAUGACUUAGGCCAUUUACCUUCAAGUACGCUGCGAAGAUCGAAUUCAGCACCGAAUGUGAGCGCUGCUGUAGUGAGUGAGGCCAUCCCUAUAUUUCAACCACUGCAGACCGCAAGGCAGCGUCGAUUUUCGACCAGUCAAAUGGCUGUGAACAUUGGAUCUCCUGCGUCAAGAAUAGCACAGAUCAAAAGGGAAGAACUUGAAAGUAUGGACGAGGCAAGUCGGGAAAGACAAAUUGAAAGUGAACUAUCUCUUACAAUUGGAAUGCAUGAUCAUAUGACUUUAAUGGAUCAUGAUAAAAACCAUGAUGCAGAUAUGCAUGAACGACGAAACUCCUUUGAUGACCACAGGCAUCCAUUCCCUUCGCCAUCAUCUUUAUCAUCAUCACCAACAAACAAUCAGAAGGCAAUGAAAGGCAGAAGUCUUACUCCAAGUCCUAUACCAAGUCCUACUAGAACAACAUUUAUGCGCAGAAGUCUCAGUCCUGUUUAUUUUAAGCCAAGUACCUUGACACUGAAAAGAAAAUGGCCAUCAGAAGGCUUUGAGCCUGGAGUCAGUCCGUCAAAGCGUCUCUGUGAUGUUUCACCACUUAACUGUUCCCCAAAUGGCCCAGUUGAAUCAGAGCAUAUAAACUUUGACGAGGAAAAUAAUAUUCAUGAAGAUCCUGGCAGCUCUUCAGCUUCAGACACUUCAACAUCAUCAUCAACUGCUACUCCAAUGCUCUUUGGAGAAAUACCUAGACAACCUUUGCCACUGUACCGUUCAAAAUUCACUCCUCCAAGAUCACCUCUGGCAGGUCCAUCGACAACCCAAAGCCUACCAAGAACACUAGGAAACUCACCUUCUUGUUUCACCUUUUCUCCUGUUCAAGAUUAAUAAGAGCACAAGUCAAGAGGUCUAUUUUUCUAUCCCCAAAAUAAAUGAGCAGACAGUAUUUUAGAGCUUUAUAGUAGUACAUAGAUCCAUUUUCACAAUGGCAAUAGACAAAUAUUAGAACAAUAUUGCCAUUUUGUACAUGUAUAAUAAGAUAGUAUGACUAAAUAUAGAGUUAGUUAGUCCUUAUCCUAAGUUGGUAAAAAUUUAUUUGGUAAUCACUCUAAAUAUAUUGCUAGAGUGUUUGGUUUCCAACUGGAAUUAUUUGAUUGAAAUGUAAAUUUAUUUUGAAUUUGUGGAUGUUUUUGCCCUCUUAUCUGUUGAUAAAUUUUGAAUCUUUGUUUUCAACUAACUUAGGGUCUACCAUAUUUUUUCUACCACGAACACCUGUAUCAAGGAAAUUAUAACCAUUACCAAAAAGUUAUGUUGUUUUACAUUUUUGAGUUGUAUAUGUUGUUUUUGGACAUUGGUACCAACUGCUCUCUGAAUUGCACGUCCAGUUAAUUCCUCAGUAAAAUUGACUGUACAGAGCAUCUGCAGGGAUCUUAAGAAGUUUUGAAAUAGACAGCGAAAACUACAAUGUAGGUGGCUUCUGGAAGUUUGAUGUUUACUCUGAUGUUGCUAAUUUCAGAGAAAAUAGGCAGUGGUUUUGCAUGAUAGCAAAAGUUGUCAUUAAAACUACUGCAGCUGUGCUUGUGGAGUACAUUAGUUUCAGGUCAUAUAAGUGCUGUAUGUUGGAUUUUGAAUACAUCAGAUCAACCACAAUUUUCAAGAUUUGAUUUGCCUCGUCAUGAGUUGUAGUUGAAGUUUCACAACCAUUUGGUUGCAGGGUUUAAUUUCUGAACAAAGAUUUUUUGGUGAGUUGAUCACUUGAAAUUUGAAUGAAUCACUUGUUAAAUGUAAAUGUUCAGUAACUUUCAGUGAUUACAACUUCCUUGGUUUAGUCAGAAUGAAUCAUCUUUCAUUCCUAUACUUGAGACUGAAGAUACAUCCAACAAACACACUUGUCAAAAUCAGCUUCAUGAAAAUUGUGGUUGUUCUUGUAAAAUGUUGUCUACCACAAAACUCCUUGCUUGUUUUGCAUGUAUGAAAGUGAAAGUUAGGGUUUAGUGGUCGUGGUGAACUUGACCUGCCUUGACUGUAAAGUGUCCAAAAAUAAUCAGGGAAGGCGUUGGGAAUGGUCAUCAACCGAGGUAGGGAUGAGAUUACCAGUCACCUUUGCCUAUUUUGUGCUUUUCAAAGACACCUUAGGAAGGUUUAGUUGAAAAAAUAAAUUUUGUGAGAUGUACAUAAAUCUAGAAUAGACUAUAUGCUAUCCAUCUGAUCUUAACCAUUAUCUCUAGCUUUGAAAUGUUUCCCUGUAGAACCAUUUUAAAAAGUCAAACUCCCAAGAUGUUUUCAGUUUGUUGAGGUGAAGAUUUUUUUGGACACUUACUUGUGGUUACUGUGUUGUUUGGUUGUUACAUUUUCAAACUUUUCAUGGAAUUGCAAGUUGGUAAUUUUGAUGAAGCAGAUCUGUUGGAACCCAGUUGUGUAAAUAUGAUGAUGGAUUGUAAAUAUGGGUGGUAAAGAGUUGUGUGGUUUUUGCUUGUCCCAGGUUUUCUUCUACCAAGCAGUUUAUUGAGCAGUAGGCCAGGGUAUUGUAGCUAGAUGUAAGUAAUUUCAGUCAAAAUUGUGUCUUGUCUUGGGCUAUUUUACUCCCAGCAGUAAUGAACAUGUAACAAACUUAAGGGUCAGAGGCUGAUAUUGUGAUGUUACACCAACUAAUAAUUUUUGCUAACAGUUGAAAGGAAAUUUGUAGAAUGUGUAGGAGAGAAUUGCAAAUAGGCUCUUGGGAAUGAAAGGGUAAAAAAUGCUCUGGUAAUAAACCUCUUGACUGAGGAGGGCUGGAUGGGAAAUUGUUUUCUGAAGAACAUGAUGUAUGGACCAAGAAAAAAUAUUUCCCCCUUAACCUAACAUACAUCAGCCCAUAAGUAUUUCAUUGUAUGAUUGGGGCUGAAUAUUUUCUCCCAUAUUUGUUUCAGCUACCUUCUUUCAGGGUCAUAAGCCUUUUUUUAGUCCUGCUUGUGAUAUUACAUACCAUAUGUUCUCAUACAGGGACUUUGCAAUAAUGUUUUUUUAAUAAAGUGUACACAGGGCUGGAUAAGUCUUAUGAUUAAUUUACCCCAUACAUUAUACGUUCAUUUUCAGCCAGCAUUUUCAUUCUUUUGUUAAGUAUGGAUAACAUUCUAAAUGUUUGCAAGAUCAUUUAGUCAUCAUUACUUUUCAGUACCAAAUUUACUGUCAUGGUAAUGUAAUAUUUAUCGUAUACAUGUAUGUCGCAAUAUCUAUGUAGCACCAUUUUUUAUAGUUAAUUUUUUAUGGCUAAACAUUCUACAUGUAACUGCAACAGUUAAAAAAGAAAAUUUAAAUGUGUAAGGCUGACAUCUUUAACUACCAAUACUUUAAAUUUUAAAAUUGUAAAUAGCUCUCAGAAUAUUCAUCUACUUCAAGUAAACUGACUUCAUUCAUAGAAUAAACACUUCAAAAGUAGUCAAA
Molecule: messenger RNA, 4353 nt
Organism: Pocillopora damicornis (cauliflower coral)
Lineage: Eukaryota; Metazoa; Cnidaria; Anthozoa; Scleractinia; Pocilloporidae
Molecular function (GO): protein serine/threonine phosphatase inhibitor activity
Source: RefSeq, a predicted model, not a curated record